Messenger RNA from Syzygium oleosum, 1627 nucleotides. Its product is annotated as cytochrome P450 98A2-like. The coding region runs from base 14 to 1525 and encodes 503 amino acids. Gene Ontology annotation, molecular function: oxidoreductase activity, acting on paired donors, with incorporation or reduction of molecular oxygen; iron ion binding; heme binding. NCBI's taxonomy places the organism in Eukaryota, Viridiplantae, Streptophyta, Magnoliopsida, Myrtales, Myrtaceae. The transcript has a single exon. The record is from RefSeq and is a predicted model, not a curated record.
UCGCCCUCUUCCAAUGUCAUAUGAACCCUUCAUUCUGAUCAUCUCCAUCUUCUUGGCCAUCAAGCUUUGCCAAUGGAGGAAGCCCACGCUCCCGCCGGGUCCUUAUCCUUUCCCACUCAUAGGCAACUUGCACCAGAUCAAACCGAAUGUGGCCACGGCUCGCUGCUUUGCCGAGUGGUCAUGGCUUUACGGCCCUGUCAUGUCGGUUUGGCUCGGCUCCAAGCUGAGCAUCGUCGUGUCUAGUCCUGAGUUGGCCAAGGAAGUCCUCAAAGAUCAUGACCAGGUAUUGGCCAACAGGCACAGAAUGGAGUCUACAGUCAAGAUCACUAAAGAUGGCAAGGGGCUUGUAUGGGCCGAUUAUGGGCCACACUACGUGAAGCUCAGAAAAAUCUGUGUUCACGAGCUGUUCUCUGCAAGGAGAAUUGAAGCUCUGAGGCCCAUUAGAGAAGAUGAAGUCAGGAACAUGGUGGAGACCAUUUGCCGGGAUUGCACCGGGAAUGAAGGUCAGGGGAGGAGCUUGGUCGUUAGGAAGUACUUGAGCUCGGUCGCGUUUAAUUGCAUCUCGCGGCUCGUGUUUGGGAAGAAAUUCGUGACGACGGCGGGUGAGGCGACCGAGCAAGGGUCGGAGUUCAAGGAAAUAGUCGCUGAAGGGAACCGGCGAGGUGCGUCGCUUUCCUUGUUUGUCUCGGAGCAUGUCCGGUGGUUCGGUUGGGUUUUUCGGCCAGAUCAAGAGGAGUUGCGGAGGCAUGUUGCUCGGAGGGAUCGGCUCGUGCGAGCGAUCAUCGGAGAGGGCAGGCUGAAAGCCGAACAAGGCCGUGCUGCUGAGCAACACUUUGUGGACGCCUUGCUUGGUAUGCAAGAAAGCUAUGACCUCAGUGAGGAAACCGUGAUUGAGUUACUUUGGGACAUGAUCACUGCUGGCAUGGACACGAUUGCUAUCUCGGUUGAAUGGGCGAUGGCCGAGCUAAUCAAGAAUCCGCGAACGCAACGCAAGGUCCAAGAAGAACUGGACCGGGUUGUCGGGCUGGGUCUUUGGAUGACCGAAUCUGACCUCUCGAACCUCCCUUAUUUACAAUGUGUAGUCAAGGAGGCACUCAGAUUGCACCCUCCAACCCCAUUGAUGCUUCCUCACAAGGCCAGCGCCAACACCAAGAUUGGUCACCAUGACAUUCCAAAGGGCACUAUUGUAUCCAUAAAUCUGUGGGCCAUGGGCCGUGACCCGGAUCUUUGGCAAGACCCGCUAAAGUUCCGACCGGACCGGUUCCGUGAAGACAACAUCGAUGUAAAGGGUCAAGAUUUCAGGCUUUUGCCGUUCGGGUCGGGGAGACGGGUCUGUCCUGCAGCCCAGCUCAGCUUAAACUUGGUUGCAUCAAUGUUGUGCCAGCUACUACAUCACUUCUCCUGGGCCGGCGGGGAGGAGAUUGACAUGACGGAAAGCCCAGGAUUGGUAUGUUACAUGCAGAAACCUCUUCAGGCAAUACCAACCAUGAGGCUACCAGCAAAUUUGUAUGACAAAAGUUGUUAGCUAGUCAAUUGCAUAAUUUACUUGGUGAAAACCAUAUCGAAUCUACCCGAGUACUUUUGCGCUAUAGAAUAUUUAACAGGCAAUGUAAGUUCUACUUGCAUA